Musca vetustissima is the source of this 300-nucleotide messenger RNA. RefSeq names its product isoinhibitor K-like. Lineage: Eukaryota; Metazoa; Arthropoda; Insecta; Diptera; Muscidae. The record is from RefSeq and is a predicted model, not a curated record. The transcript is spliced from 2 exons. Gene Ontology annotation, molecular function: serine-type endopeptidase inhibitor activity. Bases 1 to 300 code for a protein of 99 amino acids.
AUGACGAAUUUCUUUAGAAUGUUUGUUGUAAUUGCAAUUGUUGUGCUCUGCUCGAUGAAUUCGAUAGAAUCACGUAAAUGGGGUAUUCCAAACAUUUGUUUACAACCACCACCACGUUCCGAAGGCGUCUGUACCCUGGAGAUCGAAGGCUAUUACUAUGAUCAGCAAAAAAAUAAUUGUGAAAAAUAUACUGUGGGUGGUUGCCGCCUGACCGGUGGUCAAAGUUUUGGUUCUCAACAAGACUGUUUGGCAACCUGUGUCCAUGGAACCCGUCGUCUUCAAGACAUCCGACAUGAUUAG